Messenger RNA from Annulohypoxylon maeteangense, 2327 nucleotides. RefSeq lists its product as uncharacterized. The record is from RefSeq and is a predicted model, not a curated record. The transcript has 2 exons. Lineage: Eukaryota; Fungi; Ascomycota; Sordariomycetes; Xylariales; Hypoxylaceae. Bases 127 to 1845 code for a protein of 572 amino acids.
GCACCGACCGUAUUCAUCCAAAUGAGACCCAAACAGAAAUAUGAACUAAUGGCCACUGCGUGAAUCGAUUGCGCAGAAAUCUAUUCUAUCGAAGAUAAAUAUAUUUAUUUUUCAUCAUUUAUUACAAUGUCUCAUCAUAUUCGUCGAACUUUGAGGCCACUUGCACAUGAAGCCUCAAGGACUACCCCGGGAAUUGCAGAAGCAAUUGUAUCUGACUUCAAGAUCGAACUGCUUCAAGCAACCAUACCUACUUCAGCGGAUAUCGAAUUACCUGCGAAACCAAUCAUCUUUCAUGAGCGCUGGGAGCCAGCGCAGCGAGUGAAUGCCAAUCUAGAACGCAACAGCAAAGACAACUUGAUUUCGUAUCGAUGGCUGGAGGAGCACGUUUCUAAAGAAACUCGAUAUAUCUUGCAUGGCGGGAAAAAGAUUAUUCUUGCUUGGAGGUUCUUAAGGGGUAGUCGCAAGUUCCAAACAAUACAUCAAAUCGUACAUUUCGACGGUGUCUAUGCUUUGAUCUUCAAUCACAACAGGCCGGCAUAUUCUCCACAUGUUUCAUCGCUUUUUGAAGAGCUAUUGUCAUCACAUAUACAAAGUUUUCCAAGAGAUCGACUGACCCCGAUACGGAAGUGGAAACUUCAAGCCCUUCAGAAGUUAAAAUGCUAUUUUGAAUACCUCUGGAUCUUGAUCGGACGGCAAGCGGAUACACUCGAGCCAUACAAUGGGCGCGUUAGGAUGGAUUAUAAAGAUAUACGCACCCCUUUAGGUGACCUAAUGCGUGCAGAGGAAGAUGAGGAUUGGGUAUACGUUACCCUUCUGGAUUUAGGAUCAAACGGUAGUGAUUAUAUGGCGUCAGAAACGCCUGUUCAGCAUGAUAAUAUCGGGGGUCAACCUUACGAAGAAAUGAAAGUUCAAAAUAGAACGUCUGCGUUAGUACAAAAGCCACGGCCACAUGAGCAAGGCGCUCUUUCUGGGAGAUCUCAUUCAUUGGAUGCUCGAGACCGAGCUGAAGAGGAGUCGUAUAAGUAUAAAAUCGACGACAAUGGUUUUGUACUCGAUCAUCCGAACUCCCCAAAACCAACUGUUUCAACCACUAGGAAAGGCCUAGUCGUUGUCACACGCCCUAUACGGGUAGAACCACCGACAGAGAGGUUGCCAAGAGGAAUUCUAGACUUGCCCGCUCCUGAGCAUCAUGUGCAAGUUUCGAAGAGAUUACAGACAAUACAUCUUCCAUCUGAAGCUAUUGAAAUUAUGGAUAUUAGCACAUCCUUAAGGGAGCUUAAACUGGCUCAGUUCGAGUGUGGCGACCUGGAAAGGAGACUCGGCCCCCACAAUGCGUAUUGCUAUCCGCCUAAAACCACGAAGGGGAAAUCAAAGUCUACUCCAGCACUACGAGAAGAAUAUUUACAGGGUUCUCUUUCUAUCUUAAAUGAUAAGGCCAAUAACUAUAGCCGUCCAUUAGAAGAACCUUGGACGGAACGAAGUCAUUCAAAUCAAUCUGAAUCGCGGUCUAGAUUUAGCUGGAGAGAAAUGGAACCUUGUAUUACACCCCCCUCGUUUGGUGACACAGCGGAAACCAGCUUUUACACAAACAACAAGCAGACUUUUCUACAGGACGAAUGUGCAAAUUAUUCUCCUCGGUUCGAGUUACCACCUCUUGAUUUCCAUGACGAUCAAGAUUAUUCUCUUCGAUUAUCUCCGGUGUCAACUUUAUCCUCUGAAAGUACAGAGAUUCGCUUUCCGGACGAUUACUGGACUUGGAGCGUCGAAAAUAACAAUUAUUUCCACACCGAAUCCAAGCCUGACGGCACAAAAGAGACAAAGUGGUAUCCUAGAAAGUUUGCAUAAACUCUAGCAUUGCCGAUAACACCGACUCUCUCAUAUUUCCAAGGAGGAGUUCCUCUAAAUAUCUAGGUCUUACUAGGUAAGGAACAAAUAAUUGUAACUAUGAAUCGAUCCGAGCCUUCCAGCCAGGGCUCGGAUCAACUACACCAACUACACCAAGAGGAUAUAUUGAGUGGAUUGACAUCAGAUCCUCUCGUGGAGUGGAUUAUGGUGUACACCAAAAGCUCUUGGUGGACGUUGAUUGAUUGGUGUACAUCAAAGUGAAUAUGGACCCAUUUUUCUAGUUUUUGUUUAAUGAAGCUAUUCCCAAGUACGUCGUUGAAUAUCUUGGAGCCACGCGCUGGCCUAGUGUAUGUACUUCGCAAACAUGUUAUUGCCCGUCUCGUCCGCUUCGCUUUGAUAGGUAGGUACAUAUCGUAACUGUUUAGUAGAGAUUUAUAAUAGAGCGAUCUUUAUUGAUCCAAUCAGGGGUAAGAAGUUUCAGC